Messenger RNA from Megalops cyprinoides (Indo-Pacific tarpon), 3300 nucleotides. Its product is annotated as leucine-rich repeat and fibronectin type-III domain-containing protein 5-like. The coding region runs from base 649 to 3003 and encodes 784 amino acids. The record is from RefSeq and is a predicted model, not a curated record. Gene Ontology annotation, molecular function: protein binding. NCBI's taxonomy places the organism in Eukaryota, Metazoa, Chordata, Actinopteri, Elopiformes, Megalopidae. The transcript is spliced from 3 exons.
GGGACCAGACCUUUCAAGUGACUUGGCCGGAGGGCAAGCGUUUGUGGCACUUUGUCACUCCGUGGAUUAAUUCGGCGUGAAGGAGGAGACGUACCAUAGGUGCAGCUACGCAGAGACCUACCUGCUGAAAUUUGAUCUGCGUUCCCAUCUCAGCCACUUGAUCGCUGUCAGCACAGAUACGUUUUCUCUAGCUAAACACUGCCGGCGGGUUUAAUGCGGAGGAAAGCUCUCGUUAUAGUUACAGAGAUUGUCAGGCGGCGGUAGGAUGGCUGUCUGCAACGCUUCCACGGGAGCGGCAACUAUGCGUUUUCUGUGAAGAGUUUUUGGAGAUCCGCUACAGGAAUUUUGAUUUUCUUUCCGAACUGGUCGUACUGGAUUUUAUAACGGGCAUGUGUGGAUUGAAAAUGCACCGCCGAAUAUAAACCUAUGGCACAUCACCCGGACGCGGCGCAGGAGAUCGGCAGCGUGGGGUUGUGCGGGAAAGAAAAGCAGCACACCUUGUAUUGACAUAAUUUAGACGAAAUCCGAUGGAGAGAAAAGCAGCAAAUAUGGGAAAAUAUGAGGAAUGAGAAGACACAAUUCUCCUGAGCCUCAUUACACUGGACAGGGCUGAUGUUCCUUCUGCAAGGCGUGUGAACCUGCGUGACAAUGGAAAACCUGCUGGUCUAUCUGCUGGUUAUUAGCAUGGCAGUUAAGGCCCAGAUCUGUCCCAAACGCUGCAUCUGUCAGAUACUGUCCCCCAACCUUGCAACUCUCUGUGCCAAAAAGGGGCUGCUCUUCAUUCCCCCGAACAUCGACAGACACACCGUUGAGCUUCGACUGGGCGACAACUUCGUCACAAGCAUAAAGCGGAAAGACUUUGCCAAUAUGACCAGACUGGUGGACCUCACCCUGUCCAGGAAUACAAUAAGCUUCAUCACGCCGCAUGCUUUCACUGACCUGGAGAACCUCCGCGCCCUGCACCUCAACAGCAACCGGCUGACACGGAUAUCCAAUGACACCUUCAGCGGUAUGUCCAAGCUGCACCACCUGAUCCUCAACAACAACCAGCUCACGGCCAUCUACCUGGGGGCCUUCAAUGACCUGUUGGCACUGGAGGAGCUGGAUCUGUCUUACAACAACCUGGAGACCAUCCCCUGGGAGGCCAUUCAGAAGAUGAUCAGCCUGCACACCCUCAGCCUGGACCACAACAUGAUUGACUACAUCCCUGAGGGGACCUUCUCGCUCCUUCAGAAGCUCAACCGCCUGGACGUCACCUCCAACAAGCUCCAGAAGCUGCCGCCAGACCCGCUCUUCCAGAGGGCUCAGGUCCUGGCCACGUCGGGCCUCCUGAGCCCGUCGUCCUUCGCGCUCAGCUUCGGCGGGAACCCGCUGCACUGCAACUGCGAACUGCUCUGGCUGCGGCGGCUAAACCGCGAGGACGACCUGGAGACCUGCGCCACGCCUGCGCACCUCUCGGGCCGCUACUUCUGGUCCGUGCCCGAGGAGGAGUUCUUGUGCGAGCCGCCCCUCAUCACCCGCUACACCCAGGAGAUGCGGGUGCUGGAGGGCCAGCGGGUCACGCUGAGGUGCAAGGCGCGGGGCGACCCGGAGCCUGCCAUCCACUGGAUCUCCCCAGAGGGUAAGCUGGUGUCCAACUCGUCCCGGACACUGGUGUACAGCAACGGCACACUGGACAUCCUGAUCAGCACGGUGAAGGACAGCGGCGCCUUCACCUGCAUUUCGUCCAACCCGGCGGGGGAGGCGCACCAGACCGUGGAGCUCCUAAUCAUCAAGCUGCCGCACUUCACCAACAGCACCAACACCAUGCAGGAGCCUGACCCCGGCUCCUCCGACAUCUCCACCUCUGCCAAGUUUGGCGGCAAUGGCACCAACCACACCGGUGACACCAAGACCAGCCCCGACAAGAGGGUGGCAGUUGCUGAGGUGACGUCCUCCACGGCCCUGGUCAAGUUCAAUUUCCAGAGGAACAUCCCUGGCAUCCGUAUGUUUCAGAUCCAGUACAAUGGCACCUAUGACGACUCUCUUGUAUACAGAAUGAUCCCGCCCACGAGCAAAAACUUCCUGGUGAACAACCUGGCGGCCGGGACGCCCUACGACCUCUGCGUGCUGGCCAUCUAUGAUGACGGCAUCACAUCGCUGACGGCCACGCGGGUGGUGGGCUGCAUCCAGUUCACCACCGAGUCACAGUACCUGCGCUGCCAUUUCAUGCAGUCGCAGUUCCUGGGCGGCACCAUGAUCAUCAUCAUCGGCGGCAUCAUCGUGGCGUCCGUCCUCGUCUUCAUCAUCAUCCUCAUGAUCCGCUACAAGGUGUGCAACAGCGGGGAGGCAGGGAAGGGCGCCAAGUUCAGCGACGUGCACUCGCAGACCAACGGGGCCCAGUCGCAGGGCUGCUCGGUCACGCCCUCCGUGUCCAAGCAGGCCCUGGGCCAGGAGGUCGACCUCUACCACAAGGCAGCGGUGACGGCGGCCACCUCCUCGGCCGCCUCCGGCCCCGACACAGUGACACACUCCUCCGAGACCUCCCUGCCAGACUGCUCCACCACCACCUCCGCAGUGAGCCAGUGCUGGACGGCCGGCUCCUCAGGCUCGCUGAAGCCGAAACGGCGGGCGGCACCCAAGCCGACACCUGAGCCAAAGGCUGAGGCGGCGCCCAGCGCCGAGACGCAGAACACGAACCGGAACAACUCCACCGCCCUGCGGCUGCCCGGCCCCCUGCCCCCCGCCCGCAUCAAGGAGACGCCCAUCCUCCGGCGGGCCCACACCAAGUCCUCCCACAGGUACCUGACCCUGCCAGCAGAGGGCCCCCGGUCCGCCAAGAGGAGGUACUCACUCAACGAGGACCUGUCCAAGCACCACUGCUACAUCGGCUCUCAGAAGCGCGGGACCAUGUGGUCUAAGAGGAGCAUGUCUAUGAACGGGAUGUUGCUGCAGCUGGAGGGCUCGGAUUCGGAGGGUGGGAGGGACAUCAGUUCCGAGUGGAUACUGGAAAGCACCGUAUGACUGAGGCUUUUUCUGCUCCCCCUGUUUUGUUUUUGUUUUAUCGACAGCGAUUUCCCCGGAAGCCUCGUGAUUUCUGUUCGUUCUUGGAAAGCGAAGCGGCGAUCUUGCCUUGCUGGGAUUUUGGAUUCCGCCCCGCACUGACAAAGGACCCCUUUAUGUGUGUGUGCUGUGCACAGCAUUGUGACCGCUGCAGCACAAGGAAACAAAUGACCCUGCUUUAUGGAAAUGUGAAAACGGUUGGAAGCAAAGAUUUCACAAAAAGCCUUUUUACCAAGGAGACGUCCUUUCCUACAUAUU